Molecule: messenger RNA, 537 nt
Organism: Miscanthus lutarioriparius
Lineage: Eukaryota; Viridiplantae; Streptophyta; Magnoliopsida; Poales; Poaceae
Source: the annotation of a GenBank genome assembly
AUGAAAUCUGCAACAGGCAGCGGGCCGCUGUCCCUCGUCUCGCAGCUCAAGGUCGGUGCCUUCUCCUACUGCCUCACCAGCGACGCCGCCAAGACGAACCCGCUCCUGUUCGGCUCCGGCGACUUGACGGGCGCCGGUGUCCAGUCGACGCCGCUCCUGCAGACAUCCACCUACUACACCGUGAACCUGGAGAGCAUCUCAAUCGGCGCCGCGACGACGGCCGGAACCGGAAGCAGCGGCAUCAUCUUCGACUCCGGCACCACGCUGACGUUCCUCGCGGAGCCGGCGUACACGCUGGCCAAGGCGGCCGUCCUGUCGCAGACGGCGAACCUCACCAUGGCCCCCAGCAGGGACGGGUAUGAGGUCUGCUUCCAGACGUCCGGCGCCGUCUUCCCGUCCAUGGUGUUGCACUUCGACGGCGGCGACAUAUGGAUCUGCCGACGGAGAACUACUUCGGGGCGGUGGACGACACCGUCAGCUCCUGGAUCGUGCAGAAGUCGCCGAGCCUGUCCAUUGUCGGAAACAUCAUGCAAAUGA